CACGCAACAAAACAGAGGAAGCUUUGUUUUCAUCUACUCUACUCAAAAGCAUCCAGCUUUCCAGGAGAAAAGAAGGGAGCGAUUCCGUCUGUAUCCUCCGACUCGCCGAGCUCGUGACCCCGCCUCGCCGCCGGACCCUAGAAGAAGCGGCCAGGCGUUUCCGCGCCAACCGCCAAACGAGCUGCAGAGCUCGCACCUUCUCUUUCUUCCCUUGGUUUAAGUAGCCGUGGCGGCCUGCUCCGGCCGGUGCCGCUCAGAUCUACCGCGGCAGAGGGGGAAGCCCGGGGUUCAUGAUGGAGCACACCGCCGUCGGCGAGGAUCAGGCCAUGUCCGACCUUCGCGAUAAGCAUCGCCUGGACCUGGAGAGUUUAACGCUGACAUCACAGCCAUUCAAAACACUCGCAUUAUUUGUGCUAGCCAUUGGACAGAGUAUAAGAAGCACAUGUUCAUGUGUUCUGAAAGAAGGUUCUCGGUUGAAGUUCCUGGUUCCGUUGCUUGGUGCUACCUGUGUGCUUCUCCUGGUAACUGAUGGCCCACAUGAGAAGCAUAUGCAGGAACUGCUUUGGUAUGCCAGAUUUGGAUUAUGGUGGGUCGUACUAGGGGUGGCUUCAUCCAUUGGAUUAGGCUCUGGCUUGCACACCUUUGUAUUGUAUUUAGGGCCUCAUAUCGCCCUUUUCACAAUGAAAGCGGUUCAGUGUGGCCGGGUUGAUUUAAAGAGUGCUCCUUAUGACACUAUUCUUCUUAAAAGGAGGCCUUCAUGGUUGGAGAAAGAAUGUCUGGAGUUUGGACCUCCAAUAUAUCAGGAAACAAUCCCAUUCAGCAAAAUACUGCAUGAAGUUCAUCUUGAAGCUGUUCUUUGGGGCAUUGGAACUGCACUUGGAGAGCUUCCUCCAUAUUUUAUCUCUAGAGCAGCUAGCAUGUCAGGCCAAAAGGUAGAGGAGUUGGCAGAAUUGGAUGCUUCUAUCUCAAAAGAAGGUUUUCUAUCAUCAACUCUACGUCGGGCCAAGCGCUGGCUUAUGUCUCACUCACAAUAUCUUAGCUUCCCUACAAUACUGCUACUUGCUUCGGUGCCAAACCCUCUGUUUGAUCUUGCUGGCAUUUUGUGUGGCCAAUUUAAUGUCCCCUUCUGGAAGUUCUUUCUGGCAACUUUAAUUGGGAAGGCCAUUAUCAAGGUUUAUAUGCAGACAACAUUGGUAAUUACUCUCUGCAACAACCAACUUCUUGAAUUGGUGGAGGAAAGGCUUGUAUGGGUGUUUAGCAAUUCCCCUGGAGUAUCAUCCAUCCUUCCCUCUUUAGUCACCAAGUUGAAGACAGCUAAGGAUAAGUUUUUAAUGGCAAGUGUUGCUACAUCAGCUUCUAGUGCUGCGAAGGGGAAGAAGUGGAAUCUGUCAUUCUCUUUGAUCUGGAACACCGUGGUGUGGCUCAUGAUCGUGAAUUUCAUCAUUCAGAUAAUCACUUCCACAGCACAGAGUUAUCUGAAGAAGCAACAAGAGCUUGAGAUCAGCAUGAAGUCAUCAGCUACACUAAGUUCCGCCUCUGAACCUGCUGCCAGAAUAUCAAAUUAAUCUAGCCAGGGCAUUUCAUCCGGACAGAUAUUCAAUCUAUAUUCAUGCCAUCACUUCCUGCAUGAGACUGAUUUGGGAAUUCUAAAUCUGGUCAUUUACUGGAUAGCUGGCUUUAUUCUCCAAGAAAUCACAUUGAUACAGUGUAUAUAACCCAUCCCAUCAGGCCAGCAUGACUGCAAAACUAAGAACCGCUGUCUGUAUUCCCGUGGAGCACUAGCUUACUGAUCACUUAGUAGAAAGUCGCAAAAAAGAGAGGAGAAAAAAAAAGGAAGUUUGACUAGUGCGCAAGUGUAAUGUUGGCCUUGUACCCUCCGUAAAGAAAUAUAAGAGCGUUUAGAUCACUAAUGUAGUGAUCUAAACGCUCUUAUAUUUCUUUACAGAGGGAGUACAUAGCAACCAAGAUAUUGCCAUCAAUUGGCACAAUAAGCAUUAAGUUUGUGCCUACCAUCUUGAUGCUGUCGUUUUUGUCUCAGCAUUGGUGAUGAUCUGUCAAGAUCCGCCAUUUGUUCCUGAUGGCUACGCGUUGAGAAAAUUCAUGUUCCUGUCAAGUGUCAAUGCAGAUGCCAGAUGGCACGUCAGGACAAAAAAAAAACUCCUAGUAUCUUUUUAUCAUUUUACUUUCUUUACUCUUUAGUGAGGUUGCAGUUUUGUUCUGCUUAUUUGGAGGCUUGAGCGAGCUUGGACUCUUCCA
Messenger RNA from Triticum dicoccoides, 2256 nucleotides. Its product is annotated as vacuole membrane protein KMS2-like. The record is from RefSeq and is a predicted model, not a curated record. The transcript has 8 exons. NCBI's taxonomy places the organism in Eukaryota, Viridiplantae, Streptophyta, Magnoliopsida, Poales, Poaceae. The coding region runs from base 291 to 1565 and encodes 424 amino acids.